GGCGAACAUAAGCAAGAAACCUGAUGUCAAUUACUAGGCCCAACUUCAAAAAUCAACUUCAAAUGGGAGCCCAUUCCAAGCAUCCCAAUUCCCAAACUCAGCAGAAGUUGGAAACGUAAAACCCCCAAACCCAGCGAAGCGACCCUCACCCUCGCUCUGUUUUUCUCCUUGGGAAUAAACCCUGGAAAAGGCAAGGGUUUUAAACCUAGGUUCUCCACCUCAACAGCCGACAUGAACUCCCUCAUUCGAACACUCGCAAAAAUUUCAACUUCACAAUCGCAUCAGGCCUCAAGAAGAUGGCCUGCUUUGCACUCUUUCUCUACUUCUACCACUUCCAAGCGGUGGACCAAAACUAAGAAACCAUCCGAAUCCGACUUCGAACCCUCAGCACCCAAGGAAUGGCCUAGGCCUACUAAGAUACCCUUCCAAUCCAAGGUGGCUAACUCCGUCAGCAUCUCGGGUUACAUUCAUAUGCCCGUACAGUUCGAGGCUGCCUCUGAUGGGAAAUUGUGGGCUGGCACUGUUAUUUCCCAGAACCCUUCUUCUGAUUCUCCUCCUCUCUGGAUUCCAAUAAUUUUCGAGGGUGAUUUGGCCCAUAUUGCUGCUUGCCAUCUGAAAGAAAAUGAUCAUGUCUAUAUAGAUGGGCAACUCAGUGCAGAUCCACCUUCUUCUAAUGCAAAUCAUGGUCAAGCCAAUGUCCAGGUUAUGGUUCGUACUGUCAACUUUGUUGAUGAAUCUGCUCCCAUGACGAAAAGCAUUGCUACCCCUAAAGAAGAAGGGGCCUUUAGUGAUUCUGCUAGCACUAAGAAAGGUACUGAAACUGCGUCUAGUAUCUGGAGGGAUCUUCUUGAUAAUCCAAAAGAGUGGAAGGAUUACCGUGAAAAGAAGCUUAAUGGAGUGGUAAAACCCAAAUUUCCUGAUUUUAAACACAAAGAUCAUGAUCUUUCGCUUUGGCUUGACUGCGCACCCAAGUGGGUUUUAUCAGAACUUAAAGGACCGCAAUAUGAUGGUCCUACUCAAAAAUCAAACCAAGUGAACCAACUUAAAGGGGAUGAAUUCUGGAAGGACUUGGUGGAAAACCCGAGUAAGUGGUGGGACAACAGAUUGGAUAAGUUAAAUGGCAAGGUAAAUAAAAAAUAUCCUGAUUUCAAGCACAAAGAAACCGGUAAAGCACUGUGGCUUUCUUAUUCACCAGGUUGGGUGGAAUCGAAGUUGCCUUCUUUAAAAAGUAAAAAAUGGUCGGGCAAUGCGUGAGAGAGAGACAGAGAGUGCCUUCUUGAGCUGUACUUUGAUGAAGUGGCCUAGUUUUGUUUCUUGAGGUUGUUUUAAAGGUGCGACUGGUGGCUGGAAACAGAUUCGUUGUUGAUAACAAACUUAUGUAGUAGUACUAGUAGAGCACUGGGCCACAUGGUAAAAUCUUUGUGAGUGGUCUGGCAUUUAUUUAUUUAAUGCUCAAUUGGGACAAAAAUCUACUUAUAUAACAGGUUCGAUUUCCAGAUAA
Molecule: messenger RNA, 1501 nt
Organism: Durio zibethinus
Lineage: Eukaryota; Viridiplantae; Streptophyta; Magnoliopsida; Malvales; Malvaceae
Gene: PTAC9
Product: plastid transcriptionally active 9
Biological process (GO): positive regulation of helicase activity; mitochondrial DNA replication
Cellular component (GO): mitochondrial nucleoid
Molecular function (GO): single-stranded DNA binding
Source: RefSeq, a predicted model, not a curated record